UUUGAGAGUAGAGUAGUAUAAAUUUUCCAAGGAGGAACAUGGUAAUAACAUUCUAAACGAGUUGUCGAGAUGACAGAAAAGACGAUUUUAGACAUUCCAGCUCGGAAGGUAUUUAUUAGGCAACUUACAAAACUUACACUUAUUCGGAAACAACAACAGUGUGAUGAUGAACAAAAGUUAUUUAAAUGGUACAUAAAAAUGAAGAACAAAAGUUUUACUGUUGGAUUAGUAUGGAUACAGGGUUUGAUUAUACAGGUUAACAACCAGCAAGACUCUAUACUACUUGAUGAUGGGUCAGGUGUAGCUGCUGUAAGUGAUGUUCAAAAGGCACCUGGAGCAGGAGAUUGGAUCAAACUUGGACAAUACUGUAUGGCUCUUGGAGAUCUUCAAGAUAACUCUGUUAUUCCUUCUGUAAGAGCUGUGAAACUAAUGAACCUACAGAGUGAUGUAGAUGUAGAGACACUGUGGAUAACUGAAGUGUUAGAUUUAUGGAGCUAUUUGGAUCUGUAGCAAGAUGUCAGAUAUUGGACUUGGAACAUUACCCAGUGUACUAAUUGGCAAGCAACUCGGCUGUAAGCUUGAGGGCUUAUAUAACCCUAAAAAUGUGGAGUUCAGUAUCCUGCAGUGGACACAGUAGAGAUAGCACAUUGUGUAGCUUUGCAUUUAACACAAAUUUCCUUACAUAAAUACAAUUCAAAACUGCAUGUGAUAACUUAAUAUUUCACACACUUAACGUUUUGAUGAAAUGAGGUAUUAAAGAUGAGUACAUGAUACGGUGUAUAUUUGCCCCGUGGAAAUAGGUGGGUCAAAGUGUGUACAUUUAAAAUUUAAUUAUACUACUUUCUUAUCAAUGUAGUUUAUGAGUCAAAUUUGAUAUUAUUUCAAGUUUUGAUUUUUGAAACUGAAUCUUAGAAUCAUGCAACAUGGUGGUGCUGUAACUUCUCAUUUAUUUAUUUUUCUAUUCCUUUAUGAAGGCUUCAGGUCAUUCAACCAAUUAGAAACAUGUACUAUAUUUAAAAUAUUACAAAGCUAGAGUAAAAAAUUUGAACUUGUCUUUUUUCUUACUAAGAUAUCACUGUAAUUGUUCAACCCCACUCUUUUCUGUCCAAUACUCUCCAACAUUGCUAUUGUACAUCUUUAUAUCUGAACUACAUAAAUCAGAAGCUUGUUUCAUUUUAGAGCUCAAAGCCAAAGUUGGUAAUGAAAGCUUGUAUUUAUGCUAAAGAUGUUGUACGAAACAGUAAUGGAAUUUUAACCUAUUUAUAGGUUAGUUAGAAAGCCAGGUAAAUUAUAGUAGUUUUGGGACACUUUUAUUUUAGUGGCUGGUGUAUUUUUUGUUCUAAAAUGUAUACUUGAAAGCUGCAUGAAAGCUUAAUAAGUCACACACCAAAGUGCUAAAUUUUAUGUAUAUAUGUUUUUAGAAAUGUAAGUAAAUUGUGAAACUUAACACAUUAAAAAAGAAAACAAUUAAAUAAAACAUUUGAUACAAUUACUCGCUUGUGAAAAACACAAUGUACAGUUUGACGUCAUGUGAGGUACUCUUGACACUUUGUUUUCCCUAAGCUCUUCGCUUUCCUUCCAGGUGAUUUAUUGGUUGACAUGGUACUGAAUGCAGCUCAAAAUACAGUUAAAAAGCAAUAAAACAAAAGAAACAACAUAUGAAAAAGUUAGAAACCUGAAACUUUUAAAGCUAAGUAAUUGUCUGUUACAAUCUGCAGUCAUCCU
This is a messenger RNA of Limulus polyphemus (Atlantic horseshoe crab), 1725 nucleotides long. RefSeq lists its product as uncharacterized. Gene Ontology annotation, biological process: negative regulation of double-strand break repair via homologous recombination; DNA repair; regulation of sister chromatid segregation. The record is from RefSeq and is a predicted model, not a curated record. Lineage: Eukaryota; Metazoa; Arthropoda; Merostomata; Xiphosura; Limulidae. Bases 70 to 510 code for a protein of 146 amino acids. Gene Ontology annotation, cellular component: cytosol; nuclear speck. The transcript is spliced from 4 exons.